Messenger RNA from Penicillium odoratum, 1653 nucleotides. RefSeq names its product putative prenylcysteine lyase. Gene Ontology annotation, molecular function: prenylcysteine oxidase activity. Gene Ontology annotation, biological process: prenylcysteine catabolic process; prenylated protein catabolic process. NCBI's taxonomy places the organism in Eukaryota, Fungi, Ascomycota, Eurotiomycetes, Eurotiales, Aspergillaceae. The record is from RefSeq and is a predicted model, not a curated record. The coding region runs from base 1 to 1653 and encodes 550 amino acids. The transcript is spliced from 2 exons.
AUGGGCAUCAGGAUAUCUCUUUGGGCUCUCUAUGCCCUAAAUUUGUUCUAUAUAUCUAGCAGCGCAACUCAACAGCCAUUACAGACCGUCCUAGAUGCCGCCCCGAAACGGGUGGCUGUCAUCGGAGCAGGAGCUGGAGGCUCAUUUGCCGCACAUGAAUUGCGCAAACUCGCCGACGCCUCAGGUAUUCCUGUCAAUGUGACUGUAUUUGAGCGUGCUUCGUAUGUCGGUGGUCGUUCGACAACGGUCGAUGCUUUCGAUGACCCCGCAUAUCCAAUCGAACUGGGCGCUUCAAUUUUUGUAGAGGUCAAUCAAAUCCUCAUGAAUGCCUCAUACGACCUUGGUCUCUUCGUCCUCGGCGCAGAUCAUGCCAGACCUAAACAGACUGCCGACUCUAUAGGAAUCUGGGAUGGCUCCCAGUUUGUAUUCACAAUGAAGGAUUCCUCUGGCUGGUGGAAUAUUGCCAAGUUACUCUGGCGAUACGGACUGGCCCCGUUACGUACUCAGAAUCUGAUGAAGGACAUUGUCGGCAGGUUUCUGAGGCUAUAUGAGGAGCCACUGUUUCCGUUCCGAUCUUUGUCGGAGGCAGCAGCAGCAGUCGAUCUAGUCAAUGUGACCGCUUCCCCGGGCAGCAACUUCCUGGAUGCAAACUCAAUCUCAGAGUUAUUUGCCCGGGAGAUUAUUCAAGCAAGCACGCGAGUGAACUAUGGCCAGAAUAUAGCGCUGAUCCACGGGCUGGAAUCCAUGGUCUGCAUGGCAACGGAUGGCGCGGUAUCUGUUCAUGGUGGGAACUGGAGGAUAUUUGAUGGGGUAUUGAAGGCUGCUAAAACUGAGGUCCGAUUGAACACGACAGUUACUAAGAUUGCGAGGAGCAAUGAAGGUACUGUGCGAAUUACCUCUAAGUCGACUUCUGAUCUCGAAUCUGCACAGUCAGAUGAAUCGGAAUUCGAUGAAGUUGUAAUCGCUGGACCGCUGCAAUACUCCGGUAUCUCGAUCUCUCCACCCCUGGAGCAUACACCGGAUAAAAUACCAUAUGUUCAGCUUCACGUCACCCUUCUUGCUUCGCCGCACCGGAUCUCAUCUCAAUUCUUCGGCCUCGACGAUAAGAACUUCCAGCCCCCGGAGACUAUUUUAACGACACUUCCCGAGGGACUUGACCUUGGGACAAACCCGAAGGGUGUCGGGCCUUCCGGGUUCUGGAGUGUUAGUACGCUCCAAGAGGUACCUCGAAUUAUCAUGAAAGACGGCCAGGAGCAGCUAGAGAAUCACUUCGUCUACAAGAUCUUCUCUCCAGAGCGACCAACCGCUGACUUCAUUGCCAAACUAUUCGGCAUUGAAUAUCACCGCGCUUUUGACUCGGAUAUCACAUUUCUCAAGAACUCAACCAUCGAGGAUCUCCCCAAGAGCGAGGUUAGCUGGUUCCACGAAAAGGUAUGGCAUCCGUAUCCUCUUAUGUACCCUCGUGUGACAUUCGAGGAGGCUCUUUUGGCGCCUAGUGUCUGGUACACUAGCGGUAUUGAGAGCUUUAUCUCAACAAUGGAGACGAGUGCUUUGAUGGGUAGAAAUGUGGCAGCACUUAUGGUCCAGUCGUGGGAGAGAGAGAUAGAUGAGAGAGAUGGCCAAGGUUCUUCAAGCGGAAGAGCCGAGCUCUAA